Messenger RNA from Zonotrichia leucophrys gambelii, 7506 nucleotides. RefSeq names its product protein PRRC2A-like. The transcript is spliced from 4 exons. The record is from RefSeq and is a predicted model, not a curated record. Lineage: Eukaryota; Metazoa; Chordata; Aves; Passeriformes; Passerellidae. The annotation marks the transcript as partial.
GCCGCCCCCCCGCCCGCGCCCGCGCGCCCCCCCCGCGCGCCGGGCGCGCCCGCCCCCCGCCCGCGCUGCCCCCGGCCCCCCGCCCCCCCGCGGCCCCGGCCGCGCCGCCCCCGCCGCGCGCCGCGCGCCCGCCGCGCCGCGCGCCCGCGCGCCGCGCGCGCCCGGCCGGCGCCGCGCCGCCCCGCCGCGCGCGGCCGCGCGCGGCGCGCGCGCGCCGCCCGCGCGCGGCGGCCCGCCGCCGCGCGCCGCGCGCGCCGCGCCCGCGCGCGCGGCGCGCCCGCGCCGCGCGCCCGCGCGCGCGCGCGCGGACGCGCCACCGCGCCGCCGCGGCCGCGCGCCGGCGCGCGCCGUCGCGCGCGCCGCCGCCGCGGCGGCGCGCGCGGCGCGCGCCGCCCGCGCCGCGCGCGCGCGCGCCGCGCCGGCGCGGCGCGCGCCGCGCGGGCGGCGCGCGCGGCGGCGCGCGCGCGCCGCGCGCCGCCGCGCGCGCCGCGCGCCGGCGCGCGCGCGCCGCGCGCGGGCCCGCGCCCGCGCCGCGCCGCGCGCCGCCGCGCGCGCGCGCGCGCCGCGCGCCCGCGCGCGCGCGCCGCGCGCGGCGCGCCCGCGCGCGCCCGGCCGCGCGCGCGCCCGCCGGCGCCGGCCCGCGCGCGCGCGCCGCGCCGCGCCGCGGCGCGCCCGGCCGCCGCCGCGCCCCGCCCGCCGCGCCCGCGGCGCGCGCCCGCGGCGCGCGCGCGCGGCGCGCGCGCCGCGCGGCGCCGCCGCGCGCCGCCGCCGCGCGCGCGCCGCGCCCCGGCGCCGCGCGCCCGCCGGCGCGCCGCGCGCGCGCGCCGCGCCCCCCCCGCUGCGCCGCCGCGCGCCCGCGCCGCGCCGGCCCGCGCGCGCGCGCCCCGCCCGCCGCGCCCUCGCGCCCGUCGCGCCGGCGCCGGCGCGCCGGCCGCGCGCGCCUCCCCGCGCCGCGCCCGGCGGCGCCCGCGCGCGCCGCGCCGCCGCGCGCGCGCCGCCGCGCGCCCGCCCGCGCGCGGCGCGCGCGCGCGCGCGCGCGCCGGCGCCGCGGCGCCGCGCCGCGGCCGCGCCGGCCGGCGCCGCGCGGCCGCGCCCGCGCGCGCCGCGCGCGCCCCGCCGCCGCGGCCGCGCGGCCGCCCGCGCGCGCGCGCGCGCGCGCGCCGGCGCCGGCGCGGGCGCGCGCGCGCGCGCCGCCGCGCGCGCGCGCGCGCCGGCGCCCCCACGCCGGCGGCCGGGGGCCCGCCCGCGCGCCGCCGCGGCCGGGCCGCGCCCGCCCCGGGCCGGCCGGCCCGCCCCCGGCGCGCGCGCGCCCCCCCGCCGCGGCGCGCGCGCGCCCCGCGGGGGCCACGGCGCGCCGGCGCGCCGCGCGCCCGCGCCCCCGGGGGCGCGCCGCGCGCCGCCGCCGCCGCGCGCCGCCCGCGCGCGCCCGCGCCCGCGCGCGGGGCCCGCCCCCCGCCGCCGGGGCCCCCCGCCCCGGCCCGCCGCGGCCCCCGCCCGCCCGGGCGGCGGCGCCGGCGCCGGCGCGCGCCGCCGCCGCUGCCGCCCGCGACGCCCGCGCGCCGCCCGGACGGGCCCGCGCCCCCGCCAGGGGGGCCCCGCGCGCGCGCGGCGCGCCGCCGCGCGGGCCGCGCGGCGCACCCCGCGGCGCCCCCCGCCCCGCCGCCCGCCGCGGGCCCCCCGCCGCCGGCGCCGGCCGCGCCGCGCGGCGGGCCGCGCGCGCGCGCGCGCCGGGGCCACGCGGCCGCCCCGCCGCGCGCGAGCGGGGCCCGCCGCCCCGGCCGCCCGGGCGCGGCGCGCGCGCCCGCCGGCGCGCGCCGCGCGCGCCGCGCGCCGCGCGGCCCCCCGCCGCCGCCCGGGCCGCGCGCGCGGCCGCGCCGCGCCCGCGCCGCCGCGCGGGCGCCCGCGGGCCGCGCGCGCCCCGCCGGCGCCGCGGCGCGCCGGCCCCGCAGGCGCCCGCGCGGCCGCCGCGCCCCGCGCCGCGCGCCCCCGUGGCCCGCGCCGCGCCGCCCGCGCGCGCCCGCCGGCGCCGCGCGCGCGGCGCGCCGCGCCGCGCCGCCCCGCCGCCCCACGCGCCGCGGGCGCGCGCGCGCCCGGCGCCCGCGCGCCGCCCCGCGCGCCGGCGCCGCGCGCCUGCGCGCGCGCGCCGCGCCGCGGCGCGCCGCCGCGGCGCGCGCCGCGCGCGUCCGCCCGCGCCGAGCCCCGGCCCCGCCGCCGCGCGCUCGCCGGCGCCGCGGCGCCGCCGGCGCGGCGCCGCCGGUCGCGGCCGCGCGCCCCGCCGCGCCGCGCGCGCGCCGACGCCGCGGCGCGCGCCGCGACGCGCGCCCCGCGCGCGCGCGCCGCGCGCGCCGGCGCGCGCUCGCGCGUGCGCGGCCGCGGGGGCGCGCCGCCGGCCCCGCGCCGCCGCCCGCCUGCGGCGCGAGCCGCGGCCGCGCCGCGCCGGCGGCCGCGCCGCCGCCGCGCGCGCGCGCCCGCCGGCGCGCCGGCGGCCCGCGCGCCGCGCGCCGCGCCCGCCGCGCCGCGCCGACGCGCCGGCGCGGCGCGCGCCGCGCCGGCGCCGCCGCGGCGGCGCCCCGCGCCGCUGGCGCGGCGCGCCCGCGACGCGGCCGCGCGCGCGGCGCCGCGCCGCCGCGCGCGCCGCGCCGCGCCGCGCCCCCGCCGCACGGGCGCGCGCCCGGCACGGCGCGGCGUCCGCGGCGGGCGCGUCCGCCGCGCGCGCGCGCGGCCGCGCGCGCGCGCGACCUCGCGCCCGGCCGCGGCCCGGGCCGCGACCGCGCGCGCGCCGCCGCGCGCGCGCGCGGCCGCGCCGCGCGCCGCCGCGCGCGCCCCGCGACGCCCCCCCCGGCCCGCGCGCGCGGAGCGCGUCGCCGGCCCGCCGCGCGCCCGCGCGCGCCCGCCCGCGCGCGCCGCCCCGGCGCGCCGCGCGUCGCGCCGCGACGCGCGCGCGCGCGCCGCGCGCGGCGCCCGCGCGCGCGGCCGCCGCCGCGCGCCGCCAGCGUCGCGGAGCGCGCGCCGGCGGCCGCCGCCGGCGCCGCCGCCCGCGCGCGCGCCCGCCCGCGGGCGGCGCCCCGCCUCGCGCGCGCGGGCGCCCCGACCGCGCGCCCCCGGCGCUCGCGUCCGGGGGGGCCCCGGGGCGCCCCGGCCGCGCGGGCCCCCGCGCCGCGCCCCGCGCCGCCCCCGGGGGGCCGCCGCCCGCGCGGCCGCCGACGCCGCCGCGAGCCGGGCCGGGCAGCCGGGGGCGAGCCCGCCGGGGCGCCGCCGGCCGCGCUGGCCCGCCCCACGCCGGCCGCCCGGGGCCCGCCCGCGCCCGCGCGCCCGCGCGGCGCCGCGCGCGCCGCGCGCGGGGCCACGCCGCCCCGGCCCGGCGCGCGCGCGCCCCGGGGCGGACGCGCGCGGCGCGCGCCGACGCGGCGGCGCCGCGCGCGGCCGCGCGCCGACGCGCCCCGCGCCCAGAGCCCCCAGGGGGCCCCCACCGGCGGCCCCGCCGCUGCGCCGCGCCCCGGCCGCGCGCCCCCCCCGCCGCCACGCGCGCGGGCGCGCCCGCGCGCGCGCCCGCCGCCCCGGCGCGCCGGGCCCCGCCGCGCCGCGCGAGCCCGCCCGCGGGCGCGCGCCGCGCGCCGACGCCGCGAGCCGCCCCGCCGCCGGCCGCCCGGCCGCCCGGGCCCGCGCCGCGCCCGCCGCGGGGCGCGCCGGCGCGGGCCGCGCGCCGCGGGGCCCCCGCGACCCCCCGCCCCCAGCCAGCCGCCGGCGCAGCCGCCCCGCCGCGGCGGCCGCCGUGCGCCCGGCGCCGGGCCCCGGCGCGGCGCGCGCGGCCGCGGCGCCGCCGCGGCCCGGGGCGCCCCCGCGCCGGGGCCCCCCCCGGGGGCGGGCCCCGCGGCCCCGGCCCGGAGCGGCCGCCCGCCCGCCGACCCCGGCGCGUCGGCGCCGCCCCCCCCCCGGGGCCCCGGGUGCGGGGCGCCGCGGCGCGCCGCCGGGCGCCGCGCGCCGCGCGCGCGCGCGGCGCCCCCCCGGCCCCCCCGCCCGGCCGCCGCGCCGGCCGCCCGACGGCCCCGCCCGGGGCGCGCGGCGCCCGCCGCCGGACGCCGCCGCCCCGCGCGCGCGCCGGCGCGCCCCCGGCGGGCGCCGCGCGCGGCGCCCCCGCGCGCCCGCCCGCCGCCGCGCGCCGGGGGCGACCGUCGGCCCGGGCCCCGCGGCGCCCCCACGCGGCCCCCGCGGCGCCCCCACGGGCCCCGCGCCCCGGCCGCGCCCCGCCGGGCCGCGCCCGCGGCCCCCGCCCCGCGCCCGCGCCCCGCCCCGGCGCCCCCGGCGCGGAGCGCCGCGCCCCGGCGCGCGCCGCGCGCCGCGCCGCGCGCCCCCGCCGCCGGCCGCGCGGCGCGGUCGCCCGGUCCGCGCCGCGGCGCGCCCGCCCGAGCCGGCCCCCCCCCCGCGGGCCCCCGCGGCGGCCCCGGGGCCCCCCGCGACCCGGGCGGCGGCGCCGCGGGCCGGGCGCCCCGCGGGGCGCGCGCGCCGCCCCCGCGCCCCGCGCGCCGCCGCGGCCGCGCGCGCGCGCCGAACCCCCGGCGCCCGGCGCCCGCGCGAGCCCCCCCGGGCCGCGCGCCGCGCCCGUCGCGCCGCCGGCGCGGGGGCGACCGCGCCGGCGCGCCGCCCCCCCGCCCCCGCGCCGCGGCCCCCGCGCGCCGCGCCCGUCCCGCGCGGCCCCCCGGCCGCGCGCGCCGCCCGGCGCCGGGGCCCCGCGCGGCCCCGCGCCCGCGCGCGCCCGCGCCCCGCGCGACCGCGCCGCGGCCGCCGCCGCGCGCGCGCGGGGGGGGCGCCGCUCCGCGGCCCGGCCCGGCCCGGCCGCCGCGCGGCGCGCCCCGCGCCGCCCGGCCGCGCGCGCCGCCCCCCGCCCCCCCGCGCGCCUGCUCGCGCGCGGCGCCGGCGCGGCCGCCGCCGCGCGGCGCGCCCCGCGCCGCGGCCCCGGCCGCGCCGCGCGGGGCGCGCGCCGGGCCCCGCGCGCCGGCGCGCCGCGCCCCGGCGCGCCGACGCCGCCGCCGCGCGCCCGGCCCCCGUCGCCCCCGGGGCGCGGCCGCCGCCGGCGCCGCGGCCGCGGGGCCCGCGGGCGCGACGCCGCGGCCGGGGCCCCCGGCGCCGCCCCGCGGGCCGCGCGCGGCCCCCACCGGGACGCCGGCCCGCGCCCGGCGCGCGCCCCCGCGCCGCGGGGGGCACGCCCGCCGGCGCCCCGCGCGCGGCGCCCGCGCGGGCGCGGCCCGGCGCGGCCCCCCCCCGUCCGCGCCGCGGGGGCGGCCCGCGGCGUCCCCGCGCAGCGCGCCGCCCGCGCGAGCCGCGCCCGCCCGCCCGGCGCCCGCGCGCGGCCCCCGGGGCGCCGCGCCGCGCCGCCCGCGCGCGCCGCGACGCCGCGCCGCGCGCCCGCCCGGCCCCCGCCCCGCGGGACCGGCGGGCCCCGCCCCGGCCGCGCCCCGCGCGCGCGCCCCGGGCGCCGCGCGGGCCGGGCGCGCGCCGGCCCGCGCACCGCCCCCGCCGCCCGCCGCCGCGGCGCGCCGCGCGCCCCGCGCCGCCGCCGCGCGCGCGCCGCCGCGCCGCCGCCGCCGCGCGCGCGCCGGCGCGCCGCCGGCGCCGCGCGCGCGACGCCGCCGCCGCGCGGCGCCCGCCGCGCGCGCCGCGCUCCGCCGCGCACCGCCGGGGCGCCGCGCGCCGCGCGCGACGCCCGCGCCGCGCGCCCCGACGCCCGCGCCCGCCGCCGCGCGCGCCGCCCCGCGCGCGCCGCCCCCCGCGCCGGGCCGCGCGCGGGGCCCCGCGCGCCGGCGCGCGCGCGCGCCGCGCCCGCGCCGCCCCCGCGCCGGAGGCGGGCCGCCGCGCGCGCGCCCGCGCGCCGUGGGGGCCCGCGCCGCGCGCGCGGCGCCGCGCGCGGCGCCGCCCCCCGGCGCGGGCGCCGCGCCGGCGCGCGCGCCCGCCAGGCGCGCGCGCGCCCGCGCCGCCCGCCGCGCCCCGCCCCCGCGUCCGGCGCCGCGGGGCCCGGCGACGCGCGGCGCGCGCGCGCGCCGCGCGCGCGCCCCGGCGCCGCGGGCCCGGCGCGCCGCCACGACGCGCGCGCCCGCGCGCGCCCGGCGGCGCGCCGCGCGCGCGCCGCCCCGCGCGGCGCGCGCCGAGCGGCCGCGGCCGCCGCCGGCCCGCGCGCCGCCGCCGCCGACCCGCGCCGCGCGCGCCGGCGCCGCCGCGCCGCCCGCGGGGCGCGCCCCGGCCGCCCGCCGCCGCCGGCCCGCCGCGCUCCCCCGCGGCGGUCGCGGAGCCGCCGCCCGCCGCGCGGCCCGCCCGCGCGCCCCCGCGGCGCCCGCGCGGGGCCCCCGCGCCACGCCGGCGGCGGCCGCCGCGGGGCGCCCGCGCCCCGGCCCGGCCGCCCGGGGCCCCGGGGCCCGCCCGCGCCGCCCGCGCGCCGCCGCGCGCGGGCGGCCCCGCGCCCCAGCGCCGCGCCGCCCCGGGCGACCUCCCGCCGCCGCCCGCGGCCCGCCCGCCGCGGCGCGAGGCCGCGCGCCCCGCCGCCGCGGCCCGCCGGCCGCAUCGGGCGCGCCGCGGCCCGCCGCCCGCCGCGGCCGCCCCGCGCGCCGCCCGCGGCCGCGCGCGCGGCCCGCGCGCGGCGCCGGGCCCCCCGCCGCGCCCCGCGCCGCGCACGCGCGCGGCGGCCCCGGGACCCGCCGGCGCGCCCGCCGCCGCGCGGCGGGCCGCGGGCCGCCGCGCCGCGCCGCGCGGCGCGCCCGCGGCCCCGCGGCGCCGCCCCCGACCCGCGGCGCCCCGCGCCCGCGGCGCGCCGCCCCCGCGGCGCCGCGCCCGGCCGCCGCCCGGCCGCGGGCCCGCGCGCCGCGGCGCCCGCCGACCGCGCCGCCGCCCGCGGCCCCGCCGCGCCGGGGCCCCGGCGGCGGCCGCGCGCGCCCCGCCCCCCGCCCCCCGCCGCCGCGGGCCGGCGCCGGCCGCGCGGCGCCCCGGCGCCCCGCCGCCCCGAGCCGGGGCCCGCGCCGGGGCGGACGCCCCGCCGCCCGCGGCGCGCCGCCCGCCGGGGCGGGGCCCCGCCCCCCGCGCCGCGCCGCGCCCCGCCCGGGCGGCGCGCGGCGCGCCGCCGGCCGCGCGCCCCGCGCCCGGCCGCGCGGCGCGCGCCCGGCGCCCCCCGCGCGCCCGCGCCCGCCGCGCGCGGCGCGCGCGCCGGCGCGCCGCCCGCGUCCGCGGGGCCCCGCCGGCGGGCGCGCGCCGCGCGCGCCCCGCGCCCGCGCGCGCCCCGCCCGGGCCCCGGCGCGCCCGCGCCGCCCGCCGCGCGGCGCGGCCGCGGCGCGCGGCGCCGCCGCGGCCCCCGCACCCCGCCGGGCCCCCCGCCCCCCCGGGGCGCCGGCCCCCGGGCCCCCGCGGCCCCCGGGGGGCCGGCCGGGGGGCGCGCGCGCGGGCGCCCCCCCCCGCCCCCCCCCCGCGCCCCGGCCCGCCCCGCGCGCCCCGGGGCCGCCGCCCCGGCGCCGCCCGCCGGGGCGG